Molecule: messenger RNA, 1813 nt
Organism: Anoplophora glabripennis (Asian longhorned beetle)
Lineage: Eukaryota; Metazoa; Arthropoda; Insecta; Coleoptera; Cerambycidae
Product: apyrase-like
Exons: 9
Coding region: 59-1714 (551 amino acids)
Biological process (GO): AMP catabolic process
Cellular component (GO): plasma membrane
Molecular function (GO): 5'-nucleotidase activity
Source: RefSeq, a predicted model, not a curated record
UCGUUAUAUCGUUCGUGAAUACGCUGUCACUAUUAUAUCAGUAUAUCACACUCAAGUCAUGGUCCUCAUACGACACAUCCCUUUGGUGGUACUGUUACUAAUACCUCUCGAAUCGAAUUGUGCUCCUCCUCAAAGUGAAACAAGGUUUAAUUUAUCAGUGGUUCAUGUGAAUGAUUUCCACGCAAGAUUCGAGGAAUCAAGUGACUCUGGUGGCAACUGCAAAGAUGGGGAAAAAUGUAUCGGAGGUUUCUCUCGACUUUACAAACAAAUCAAGAGCAUUUUAGAGGAGAAACCAGAUUCAGUCCUGCUAAAUGCUGGUGAUAACUUCCAAGGCACUCUUUGGUAUACAAUAGGAAAAUGGAAUAUCACCCAGGAGUUCCUAAACAAACUUCCAUUUGAUGCCACUGUUUUGGGAAACCAUGAGUUCGAGGAUAAAAUUGAAGGGCUCAUUCCAUUUAUGAAAGCUUUAAAGAGCCCGAUAGUUGUCGCUAAUGUUGACGAUAGUUUGGAACCAACAUUUCAAGGACUUUACAACAAAAGUACCGUAAUUGAGAGGAAUGGAAAGAAGAUAGGAAUCAUAGGAGUCCUUGUUUCAACUGUCAAACAAAUUGCAGAUACGGGAAAUUUAAACUUUUAUCUAGAAUCUCCUAGUGUUAACGCAGAAGCAGAACGUUUGGUUAAAGAGGAGGGAGUCUUCACUAAUAUUGUACUUUCUCAUGGUGGAUACGAUGUAGAUCAGGCGAUUGCUGCUAAUGCUUCAGAAAAGAUCAGUCUCAUCGUUGGUGGUCACACACAUACGUUUUUAUACACUGGAGAUAAUCCUCCAGGUCCUGAAAACGUAGAGGGACCUUAUCCAACGAUAGUGAAGAGUAAAAACGGUAAAAAUGUUCUCGUUGUUCAAGCAUCUUCCUUCUGCCGAUACUUGGGAAAUAUAACAAUUUUUCUAGAUGACUUUGGAGAAAUUGUGGACUAUUCUGGUGCACCAAUUUUCCUAGAUAGCAGUCUGCCCCAAGAUGAACAAAUCAAUGAAGACUUAUUGCCUUGGAAACAGAUGGUAGAUGCUGAAGGUGGCGCUGUAGUAGGGUCCAGUCUUGUUACUUUAGAUAUAAGUAAAUGCAAAUAUGCAGAAUGUACAUUUGGGAACUUGGUUGCAGAUGCCAUGGUUUAUUCUUGGACAGAUAAAGUUGAGAAAGGAUCAUGGGCUUAUGCUUCCAUAGCCGCCGUAACACCUGGGGGGAUCAGAACCAACAUAGCCAUUGGAAAUAUUACUUAUAACGAUCUGAUUAUAGCAGUACCUUAUAAGAACACCUUCGAUGUUGUUGAAAUUGAAGGAAAGUAUAUCAAAGAACUGCUAGAGUACAAUGCCUUGCCAUAUUUCGAUAAAGCAACCGACACGAGCUUAAAACUUAUGCAGUUUUCUGGAAUCCAUGUGGUGCUGAAUUUGACACGCCCAUUAGGAGAAAGAGUUCAGUCGUUGAAAAUUCGCUGUCAGGCAUGUGAUAUUCCUCUUUACGAGAACUUAGAUGCGAAUAAAACCUACAGAAUGGUUAUUACUUCUUAUCUGGCAAAUGGAGGUGAUGGUUAUACGGUACUUUCUGAGAACAUGAAAAACCUGCAAGUUGGUCAAAUCGAUACGGAUGUUUUAGUUGACUAUUUCAACCAUAGGUCUCCCGUGUUUCAAGAAGAAGAAGAAAGAAUUGUUAUUUUUAGAUAGGUACAAAUCUAGUUAAUGUUUCUAAAUUCUAGUGAAUAUAAUGUGUAAAUUUUUGCAAUUUUUUAUUACUGAUCAAAUUAAAAGUUUAAGCAAAUAAAU